AUGAAUACCAGCACUGUGGCGCAGUCUCAAAAGAAGACAAAAGACGCCGACCAUGUCUCUGUCUCCGUCCCCGUCCCUGUCCCCACCAUAACUAUCGUUACCACAGCCCAGUUUGACCUAUGGGGGAGCCCUAUCGCCGUCUCCGAGAUGCCGUCAGAUCGUUCCUCCGAUCGAGUGACUUCGCCCCACCAAAUGAGGCGGUGUCACAGAUCCACACCGCGGUAA
This is a messenger RNA of Penicillium angulare, 225 nucleotides long. RefSeq lists its product as uncharacterized. The coding region runs from base 1 to 225 and encodes 74 amino acids. The transcript has a single exon. Lineage: Eukaryota; Fungi; Ascomycota; Eurotiomycetes; Eurotiales; Aspergillaceae. The record is from RefSeq and is a predicted model, not a curated record.